AGUUGUUCUAUCAUCUGCUAAAUUCUCCUUGCAUGCACUUUUUGCUAAGGAAGAGAAAAUGGGGAAAAAAGCACUUUGGUGGUGUUUGGUUUUGACAUGCCUUUUGGUUCCUCUAGCAGGUGAUGGAUUGAAGAUGAACUUGAACAAUUAUUGUGAGAGUUGGAGGAUGAAUGUGGAGCUGCACAACAUUAGGGACUUCCAAGUUGUGCCUGAAGAAUGCAUCGAGUACAUUGGGAAAUAUGUCACUUCCACACAGUACAAAGUGGACUCACAGAUGGCAACUGAAGAAUGUCUGGUUUAUCUCAGCACAAGCUGUAAUCUGAAGAGAGAUGGCUUGGAUGCUUGGAUUUUUGACAUUGAUGAUACCUUACUUUCAACUCUUCCUUACUACGAGGAUAAUCUACAUGGGGGAAGGAAAGUGAGUAUGACAUCUCUAGAGGAAUGGAUGAAAAAGGGUAAUGCACCUGCUCUUGAUCACUCAUUGAAGCUUUACAAUGAACUUAAAUCCAAGGGUGUGCAAAUCUUUUUGGUUACUUCAAGGAGGGAACAUCUCAGAUCAGCCACAAUUGACAACCUUGUAAAAGUUGGUUACUAUGGUUGGACUAAAAUUAUCUUUAGAGACCCUGCAAAUGAAUUGGUAUCAGUGAAGAAGUAUAAAUCUGAUGUGAGAAAGCAAAUAAUAAAAGAUGGUUAUCGCAUUUGGGGCAUUCUGGGAGACCAAUACAGUAGCAUUGAAGGAAUUCCAAGCCCUGAAAGAGCAUUUAAACUCCCAAAUCCAAUGUACUAUGUUGCCUAAUGUGUAAUUGUAUUGUUUCUUUCCUCGUUUACAACUUUUAUUAAAAAGUAACUUGUUCCAUGUAAUUGGACAUGUAGAUGGUCCAGAAAUAAAAAUAAUUUACAUUAUAAAUGUCUUGUGAAAUCUUACUUCAAAA
Molecule: messenger RNA, 932 nt
Organism: Vigna unguiculata (cowpea)
Lineage: Eukaryota; Viridiplantae; Streptophyta; Magnoliopsida; Fabales; Fabaceae
Product: acid phosphatase 1-like
Molecular function (GO): acid phosphatase activity
Source: RefSeq, a predicted model, not a curated record